Molecule: messenger RNA, 3026 nt
Organism: Menidia menidia (Atlantic silverside)
Lineage: Eukaryota; Metazoa; Chordata; Actinopteri; Atheriniformes; Atherinopsidae
Source: the annotation of a GenBank genome assembly
UUGGGGCGGGCUCAUUCUCAGGCUGUUGAGAGCAUUACCAGUGGUGAGCCAGCUCUUAGCUGUCAGAAAGCGUUGAGUCUGCAGCGGAGGCACAAGCAGGAUAUGCCUCUGUUUGUGUUUUGUGCCGCAGCAGCACAGCUUCCAACCUUCAUUUUCCGACGACCUUAAAGGGCUCUCUUCUUUUUACCCAGCGUUGGAGCUGCCAAAAGAGGAGCUGAUAGGGACUGAAUAUCGGCUAAAACCGAGCUGUAUCUCUCUCUCUCUUCUAUUUCCUACUUCCUGUCCUUUGUUUUCAACCAGCAGAAUCCCUGACGGCACAGGCAAAACAGAUCUCACCAACAGUAACUACACGGUGGGAAUUCCGCGUGCAAAGCCUGCAACCUUAACGCAACCCCCAAAGCGACGUGUCAGCGGCGGAUCUGCAGUGAGCGAGUGUCCCAGACUGGAGAGGGCCCCCGCCACAUCGUGUGCGCGUGUGUUAGGAGGCUAAUGCCCGCGGUAGUGUGGCCAGCACCAGAGGAGGAUGAGUCCGGCUGUGGAGGCUCAGGCCCAGGAGGCCAUGGAUGCAGAGCAAAAGCAAAAGCAACAGCAGAACCAGCUGCAGAACCAGCUGCAGCACCAGCCGUGCUACAUGGAGAAAGGGGUGAUGCUUGAGCCCUUCGUGCACCAGGUCGGCGGACAUUCCUGCGUCCUGCGCUUUGGGGAGCAGACCAUCUGCAAACCCCUCAUUCCCCGCGAACAUCAAUUCUACAAGAGCCUGCCUUCAGCAAUGAGGAAGUUUACCCCCCAGUACAGAGGUGUGGUUUCAGUUAGCUUCGAGGAGGAUGAAGAAGGGAAUCUUUGCCUUUUCGCCUAUCCGCUCCACGGCGACCCCGCGUCAGAAGACCACCCAUCAGACUGUGAAGCCAAGAUGCUCCAGUGGGGGAAGAUGUUGACAUCCUCUCUGCUUGUGGACAGCGAAAAUUACAGCACAGAAGGCCGAAGCCGGCACUCUCGCAAAGACAAAGACAAGAGCACCCACAAGCUGCAGGAGGACAUGGAGCUGGAUUGGCUGCAGCAGGCUGAGGUGUUUCACUGCAGACUGGAGCAUACUCACAGUAACGCCGUCCCGCAGCUCAAACACAAUCCCUGGAGCCUCAAGUGUCACCAGCAGCACCUGCAGAGGAUGAAGGAGAACGCUAAACAUAGGAAUCAAUACAAAUUCAUUCUGCUAGAGAACCUGACCUGGAGGCACACUGUGCCAUGUGUGUUAGACCUGAAGAUGGGCACGAGGCAGCAUGGGGACGAUGCUUCAGAGGAAAAGAAAGCCAUGCAGAUCCGCAAGUGCCAGCAGAGCACGUCAGCCUCGAUAGGAGUUCGCCUCUGUGGCAUGCAGGUGUACCACUCUGACACAGACCAGCUGAUGUUCAUGAACAAGUACCACGGCCGCAAACUGACCCUCCCGGGCUUCAAAGAGGCGCUGUUCGAGUUCUUCCACAGCGGGCGGCACCUCCGCCACGAGCUGCUGUCCCCAGUGCUGAGCAGGCUCCGGGAGAUGCAGGCCGCCCUGGAGGCCUGCGAAUCCUACCGCUUCUACUCCAGCUCCCUGCUCAUCAUCUACGACGGAGCGCCCCACAGAAAACACACGCGGCGACGCGCCGAAGACGGCCACUCGGAGGACGAGGAGGACGACGACGAGGAGGAGGCGGAAGCCGAACCGGAAAUGGAGGAGGAAGAGGAAGAGGAGGAGGAGGGCGAAGAGGCCGGCGCGCUGGGCUUCCCCAACAGCCCUUCCUCAUCCAGCGACGGCAGCAACAUGUGCUCCAGCAGCAACGGCAGCAGCAGCGGCGGGAGCUCAGGCAUGGCCCAGUCCCUCCUGACCCAGACAGACCCCCGCAGUCCGGCCGUGGAUGUGAGAAUGAUAGACUUUGCUCACACCACCUGCAGACACUACCGCGAGGACAGCGUGGUCCACGAGGGCCAGGACACCGGCUACAUCUUUGGCCUCCAGAACCUGAUCACCAUCAUCUCUGAGCUGGAGAACCACAGCAGUGACCUAAGACUGACCUGAGCGCCGAGGCACAACAGCACAACUUUGGAGGAGCAGACUACACAAACCGGAGAGACUUUUCAUCUCAGGUCAUCCAAAACCUUGUAGCUUGCCUUUUCACAGGACCCUCUUCCCACUUGUGCCAGUGGUGCUUAUCUGACGUUGCCGUCGAGCCGGUCCUUCAUUUUGGGGUAUCAGAGACAUGCCUGCGAGUCACAUAGAAGAGCCAUCUGUGUGAAUGAUGAUUCACCCUGUGUCAUCGUGCUGACCUAACCCGCCUAACCAUUACCAAGCAGCCUGGCCCGCGAAUAAACCCGUUUGAAAUCUGAGACAGUAGAAUGUUUUCCUUGUGUAUGAUUUCCAAAGAAAGUGUCAUUUUGCACACACGCACUUGCACAGUGUGUGUUCAGACUGAGACGGAGCUACCUGAGGGAGUUGUGUGAGGAGAGAGACGAUGGGAAGAGGGGCGAUGAACUCACCAUUUUCCUUUUUUUUGCCUGCUCUUCCAUCAUUCCUUCCCAGCCCUUAUCUGUGUCAGAGAGAUGGUGUAGAGAUGUUUCAGAAAAAUGAACUCCAAUGAAGACAGAAUGUUUAUGGAAAGUAGUGCAUUCCAUCUCGUUGAUGUGACUAUAAUGAUAUUAAAAUUGUUAUUUGACAUGUUUGCAUACCUCUACCUUGUUAAUCUGUGUUGUCCGCGGUUUGUUAGAGGGAAAUUAAAACCUUGUUUGGUUUGUUGUAACCUCUGUCUCCUGUCACAUUUGCUGACGCAUGUAUCGCAAGUCAUCAGGAAGCACGUUAGGGUUUCCUGCCUAAAUGAAAUUUAAAUGUCACAGCAGUCAAAUUUGAUGUAAAUAUUCACAACAUGGGCCUGUUUCCUGGCUGGGAGAAUGAGCCAAACCUCCCCUUUCAGUCGGUGAUCAAAUAUUCAGUAAGGUCUCUACUGAUACCUCGGAAAGUAUGAGACGGCCCGACAUUCGAUACGGCAAAGGGUCGGAGG